AUGGCGGCAUAUACGACAAUACUCGCCGUUCUCCUUUUCGUCUCCCAAAUUAGCAUCAGUAAAGCGCGGCAUCUCAGUAUUCCACUACCCACUCUGGCAGCAAAGCUGCCUCUACGCAAUGGAACGGAAUUCGACAAACGCGCUGAUGUACAGACAGAAAUGUCUACCUGCGGGUAUCAAAACGGCGACCCCAAUAAGUUCCGCACCGCCAACCCUGGUUUCGACUGUCGAGUCGAUACUGCGAAUGGCCUCUGGGGUUUCUGUCCAGUCACUGUUGUAGCAGCUACCGACUGCGGCUUGGCUGGAAGCUGUGUCGACCAAGGCUCAUGCUCAGAUGGAUGCGGCAAAACCGACAACCCCAGGUUGACUACAUUUACUUGUAAAUCGAAGCAAUUCUGCUCUACCGCCCUCUUGACAUUUGGGGUCGACCAGACGUACUCUUAUAUUGGCUGUGGCGGGAGCCCCAAGACGGAUCACUAUCUCAUUACACCCACCGCGAUUUCUACUCCAGCCAGCCCAGCCUCGGAGACUACGUCAACACCGACUGUGGCGCAGACGACGACGAGUGCAUCUUCAAUGUCAACAAAUGCAGGGCCUACAAAUGGAACCAAUGGCGGCAGUGGCAACAACACCAGCAACGGUGCCUCUUCUACAAACAAUACAGGAGCAAUCGUCGGUGGCGUCAUUGGUGGCCUUGCUCUGCUGUGCAUCUCCGGCAUUGUUGCUAUCCUGCUUUUGAGGAGGAAUCGACCACAUGGCAGCCAGACGCCAACCAAGGGGCCGCACAGAGAUACCAAUCAGUCUUGGUACGAUCCGAGACCCGAAACCAAGCAUCGCUUCACGGGCGGCUGGGGACCUAGAGAACUGGAAGGCUCGCAGAAUGAAAGAAGCCCCGAUCAUGCGAUAGAACUACCCGGCUGA
Molecule: messenger RNA, 921 nt
Organism: Trichoderma citrinoviride
Lineage: Eukaryota; Fungi; Ascomycota; Sordariomycetes; Hypocreales; Hypocreaceae
Exons: 2
Coding region: 1-921 (306 amino acids)
Source: RefSeq, a predicted model, not a curated record